GUGAAAGAGAGAAAUAUUAAGCAAGAAAAGAUAAGUGAAGAAGAGAGAAGAAACCAAACCAAAAACAAAAAUGGAGAAGAGUGGAAGAAACGUAAUGGAUGAGAUAAGAAGCUUUGAGAAGGCAAGCUUGUUCGAUCUUGGUCAUCCUCUUCUUAACCGGAUCGCCGAUUCCUUCGUCAAAGCCGCUGGAGUUGGAGCUUUACAAGCUGUGUCGAGGGAGGCUUACUUCACGGUGGUUGAUGGGGCAGGGUUUGACUCGAGCAACUUGGGUCCACCGUCGGAGAAUAACGGCAGCAAGAAACAUAGGUUCCCUAAUCUCAGAGGUGAAAGCAGCAAGUCUCUGGACGCUUUGGUGAAAAACACAGGAAAAGAAUCUCUCCAAUGGGGGCUAGCCGCUGGAUUAUACUCGGGUAUAGCUUAUGGUAUGAAGGAGGCUCGUGGAGGAGCUCAUGAUUGGAGGAACAGCGCGGUGGCUGGAGCAUUGACAGGAGCGGCGAUGGCAAUGACGACCUCGGAGAGGACAAACCAUGAGCAGGUGGUUCAGUCUGCUCUCACGGGAGCAGCUAUUUCCACUGCUGCUAAUCUCCUUUCCAACGUUUUCUAGAUAAUUCUCAUUAGCAAGGCUUUAUUUAAGGGUUGUUAUAUGUGUUAGUUUUAGCAUAAAUAUGUCUCUCUUUUUUUUUUAGUUUCUCUAUGGGUCUGCUGCUAAGACCUUUGUAUGAAACUCUGAAGCCAGAGAUCACAUUUCCUUCCGUUUAAACUGUUUUCUUUCUUGCGUUGAAAGUUGCUUUAGGAAAAAUGUUCAUACCU
Eutrema salsugineum is the source of this 810-nucleotide messenger RNA. RefSeq names its product outer envelope pore protein 16-2, chloroplastic. Bases 71 to 604 code for a protein of 177 amino acids. Lineage: Eukaryota; Viridiplantae; Streptophyta; Magnoliopsida; Brassicales; Brassicaceae. The transcript is spliced from 7 exons. Gene Ontology annotation, molecular function: amino acid transmembrane transporter activity. The record is from RefSeq and is a predicted model, not a curated record. Gene Ontology annotation, cellular component: chloroplast outer membrane.